Molecule: messenger RNA, 717 nt
Organism: Haemonchus placei
Lineage: Eukaryota; Metazoa; Nematoda; Chromadorea; Rhabditida; Trichostrongylidae
Source: the annotation of a GenBank genome assembly
AUGGUCAGAUUCUACGAAGAGCUAAGCGAUCACGAACGAGCUCGUCGUAUUCGUAAUUACGGCACGUUUGACGGUGGACGAAGACCUGUGACAGGAGGAAAUCUAGGGGCAGAUCUAGUAGCAAACUUCCUACAUUGGUUGCUAUCGCAAUUGACUAAGUGCUCGAUAUUCCUUGUAGCCUUAGCGCUUCUUGUGGUCGCCUGUCAAUCACAUCCCGUAAUAUAUACAAUCGGGUUCUUCGUUAUAUGGUGCUUGUUGAUUAUUUACUUCAAGACCAGUUUCGUAUUCUUCUGCCGUAUUGCAUACGUCUUUUGGCUCAGCCUAAUCGUUUACACAUCGGUUGUUAUAAUCUCGUUAUAUGUGUACCAGUUCCCAGAUUUCCCUGAUAUUUGGACUAAGUGGACGGGCUUAAACAAAGAGUGGAAUGACGACAUCGGUCUGAUCAACUACAACAUCGUCGGCGAAUCGGGAACAUUAUUUGUUCGACUAUUCGUUCCGAUCUCGUUAUUCGUUUUGACCAUGUUGCAAUUGAAAUUUUUCCAUGAACCAUGGUUGGCAAUGGUUAGACAAGGUCCACAUGGUCGAGCAUCAGCAGAAGACUAUGAACUCAAAUUUGCAAAUGUAGAUAGAUGGAGGACUCCAACAAAUAAGUCAUGUUAUGUGCUCAACUGUAUACUUAGGAUGCGAACUUGGGCUACAUUUGCAGCGACUAUGUGA